Leptosia nina is the source of this 1314-nucleotide messenger RNA. The record is from the annotation of a GenBank genome assembly. Lineage: Eukaryota; Metazoa; Arthropoda; Insecta; Lepidoptera; Pieridae.
AUGCCUAAAGGAAAGAAAAAGGGAAAAUUCGAGCAUAGAAGAACAGAACUCCCAUAUUCAUCUGAUGAAGAUGCAGGGAUUGACAUGACAAAUGACAACUGUUCAGAGACCUCAGGCCAAUCCGAUCUUAGAAGCAAUCAUGAUGAAGCAGAAAACGAAGCGCAAGAGAAAUUUGAGGAGAAGGUGAUGGAAAUAAUCGAUGCACUCAGCGCGAGGUCUAACGCUGCGCGUGCGGCGGCCCUCGUAGCACUGCGUAGCGCCUUGCAGCGGCGAUAUCUGGCGGUUCUGCUGAGCGGGCAGCGGGCGACAUUAGCUGACCAUGUCACUAAAGCCCUGCGACGAGGAAAAGACGGGGAGAAGAAAGCGGCGGCUGCUGUAGCACCCAUAUUGGCUUUGCAGAUCGGCGAAGAUGGUGUGGAGGAGUUUAUGCAGGAGGUCAGACCAGCGUUGGCUGCAGCUGCGGCUGAUAAGACCGCGUCACUCGAAACACGCACUGAGUGCUGUUCAGCGCUCGCCAUCCUCUGUUACCUGAUGGAAGACGAUCUCGCCGAAGUGUUGGAGGUCAUGAGACUAUUUGAAACUAUCUUUAGCGGAAGCUACCUUAAGGGUGACGGCACCGUUAAGGUCUCAGGGGCUGUGGUAGAGGAAGGCGGUUGGCACGCGGCAGCCAUAGACGGGUGGGCGUUGCUCUUGGCCCUCACCGAGCCUGACCACGCCCGCUCCUUGCUUAAGGAACACCCACCAUCCUUCGCCAGGCUUGCUGAUCUACUGGAAGCGUGUAGUCUCGAAGUGCGUAUGGCGGCUGGCGGUGCGCUCGCAAUUGCCCACGAGCGGGUAACAGAGGACGAAGAAGAGGAAUACAGCGGUUGGGACCGUGCCGGGGAAGAGCUAGUUCUGCCCCGUUUAGACGAACUAGCCCGAGACUCGCACAAGUAUCGCGCGAAACGGGAUAGGAAAGUGCAGAGGGCUACAUUCAGGGAUAUACUGAAGUACUUUGAGGAGGGUGACGUACCCGAGCUGCGCGUUCGUAUCGGCACUGAAUGCGUCUCGUGCGAUACCUGGUCGACCCGCGCCACAUACACGGCACUUGCUGCAUCUCUCGGCGCUGGGUUGCAGUCGCUUGCGCUUCAUAGCAGCAGACUAAGAGCCGCUUUGCAACUAUCAGCCGAUGUACCGCUAGAGAUCCCGCAGCGACCUGGUGCUGAUAAACGUACAAAGCUACAGCGACAUCUACAAAACACAGCUGCUUGUAAGGCCCGAACUGUUGCCCGGAACAAGAACAGAGACAAACGAUCUGCUGCGCUCGCUAUUUGA